AGGAGCAAAGCUCGGCAUCUUCAGACUCCUCCUCUCCUGGUCCACAUCAACAACUGCAGUCAUGAAUGUAGGUAUCUAUGUGUGUGUUCUCCUUGCUGCUCUGUCCAGUGGUUCCCUGGGUCUGCCCGCACAGUCCAUGUCACAGAGAGCUGAUGGUGAGGCUGUCAUGUCAGACAGCCUACCUCCCCCCUCAACCAACCGCACACGCCAGGCCCGCUCAGCUCCAGCGCCCCCCUCAGGGCAGUUCGCCAACUAUAAUCAGCACCAGGAGGACGCAGACGCUGGAAACGGCCUGAGCCAGCUACUGGCCAGACUCAUCUCCAGGAAAGGCUCUCCCUAUCAGACAAGAUCCCACCUCACCAGCAGAGCCAGUGGUCUAGCCCCAGUCCAUCGGAUAAAGGACAGAGAUUAUCUUGGCUGGAUGGACUUUGGAAGGCGCAGUGCAGAGGAGUAUGAAUACUCCUCCUAAAGGCAUGGCUUGCUAUCGUCGAAAAGUUACAACCCCCAACACCGACAAUAAAAACUCACAAAAAUAAUGAGCCCUUUUCACACUGCACUUACUGUAACCCAGGGCUGACUUGACUGGAUCCCAGUAUGAGUUUAGCAUCAUACUAUAAACAGAGAGUUGGAAUAAUUUACCAAAGGGCAUAUCCUGCAAUCCUGCAAUCCUGCAAUGUGAAUCCUGAACCUCCAUGCUGAACUCAAGAACACUUUCCACACCGCUCCCCACAGUACAACAGCGUUAUACUUAAGCACCAAAUUUACAGAAUAACGUUGGUAAUAUUCUAUGUGUUGUUAAUGGUACAGAAAUCCUAUGAAAAGACCAAACCCAUCCCUUAGUAGGUUCUGACUUCCCCAGCCCGUCUGUGGCACUCAGCCCCAAACUCAUUUGAUCAUACUGAGGAUCUAAAUCUUUAAAAACAUCCAAACAGACAAAUAUGUACUUUUAUUUUUUUUUUCUUUUAAAAAGGCUCAGAGAUUCCUAAAACAACUGCACCCUGUAGUUUUAAGCAGCGUUACUUAAACAGGGAUAAAUAGUGCAUUUGUUGGGGACUAUUUUCAGCUGGGAUUAUUACAUAUCUGGUGCUCUAGUAAGUAUUUACAGCAGCAGGACAGCGUCUGUGGGUUAAACUCAAAAUAAAUUACAAGAGCAAUGAACGAACAUUUCACUGAGUGCAACGGCGUGGCUCAUUUUUGGACCAGAAUGGAGCUCUAUGCACAGAGGAAUACACUCUAUCGGGAUGUGGCUACACAGAAAAUUCUUGUUAGUAAUAUCAGUUCAUUGUUGGUUUUGGUCUUUUCGUGGUAUUUGUUGACAAUAAGAAAAAUAUUACCAGACCAGAAUAUCCCCAGAUUUAUCCUUAACAACCAACAGGGCUUUUACUGGUGUUAACAGCUCAACACACAUUUGUUCUUAAGUCUGGUGCAAACUUUGUAACAUCAUGUAUUUUAAAUGGAUUGAAUUUCAACAGACUUUCAACAUUUGGAAGGUAAAAGAACUGAUAAUCAAGCAAUACAUUUGGAAAAACCCUCUUCCUUUACAUAUAAAAUUCAGCCUCAUUCCAGUGAGAGAAACUAGUGUCUUUGGACUCAAAUUUAUGCCACUCAAAGUAGUGUUAAAAUUUCAGAAUGUACCCGCAGCCGCAGCCUUAUACUGGACCUUAACGAGCCACCAUGGUGUCUCUGGCAAAUUAAACCAAAAAGUGGGAUUUAAGUCUGUAUCUUUGACUGGAACCUUAAUGCACUCAGCUAACUCCAGCCCAGAACUUCAAUUCACUUUAACUUUGCAAAA
Molecule: messenger RNA, 1792 nt
Organism: Xiphias gladius (swordfish)
Lineage: Eukaryota; Metazoa; Chordata; Actinopteri; Istiophoriformes; Xiphiidae
Product: cholecystokinin-like
Exons: 4
Coding region: 62-469 (135 amino acids)
Biological process (GO): digestion
Cellular component (GO): axon; extracellular region
Molecular function (GO): neuropeptide hormone activity
Source: RefSeq, a predicted model, not a curated record